AUGGAGUCCAAAGUCUCUGAGGGUGGUCUGAAUGUGACCCUCACAAUCCGACUUCUGAUGCACGGCAAGGAAGUCGGAAGCAUCAUUGGCAAGAAAGGAGAAACAGUGAAAAAGAUGCGUGAGGAGAGUGGCGCACGAAUCAAUAUCUCAGAGGGGAAUUGUCCAGAGAGGAUUGUGACCAUUACUGGCCCCACAGAUGCCAUCUUCAAGGCUUUUGCCAUGAUCGCGUACAAAUUUGAAGAGGAUAUAAUCAACUCCAUGAGCAACAGUACAGCUACCAGUAAGCCACCAGUAACACUGAGGUUGGUCGUGCCAGCAAGCCAGUGUGGAUCCCUGAUUGGCAAAGGAGGCUCCAAAAUUAAGGAAAUCAGGGAGUCUACAGGUGCCCAGGUUCAAGUGGCGGGGGACAUGCUGCCCAACUCCACAGAGAGGGCGGUGACCAUCUCGGGAACCCCCGACGCAAUUAUCCAGUGUGUUAAACAGAUCUGUGUGGUGAUGCUGGAGGCCUAUACAAUUCAGGGACAGUACGCUAUCCCACACCCAGAUUUGACCAAGCUCCACCAGCUGGCUAUGCAGCAAACCCCCUUUACUCCCCUUGGACAGACCACCCCUGCUUUCCCUGGAGAAAAGCUGCCCUUACAUUCCUCCGAAGAAGCUCAAAAUCUGAUGGGCCAAUCAGCAGGUCUGGAUGCCAGUCCCCCGGCCAGUACUCAUGAACUCACCAUUCCCAAUGAUCUAAUAGGUUGUAUAAUCGGACGCCAAGGGACCAAAAUCAAUGAAAUUAGACAGAUGUCUGGAGCACAGAUCAAAAUCGCCAACGCCACAGAAGGUUCAUCAGAACGCCAAAUUACCAUCACAGGAACCCCAGCAAACAUCAGCCUUGCCCAGUACCUCAUCAAUGCCAGGCUGACGUCUGAGGUCACUGGAAUGGGUGCACUCUAA
Gekko japonicus is the source of this 942-nucleotide messenger RNA. RefSeq names its product poly(rC) binding protein 3 (gene PCBP3). Gene Ontology annotation, cellular component: nucleus; cytoplasm. The record is from RefSeq and is a predicted model, not a curated record. Gene Ontology annotation, molecular function: mRNA binding. The transcript has 12 exons. Gene Ontology annotation, biological process: regulation of gene expression; regulation of RNA metabolic process. Bases 1 to 942 code for a protein of 313 amino acids. NCBI's taxonomy places the organism in Eukaryota, Metazoa, Chordata, Lepidosauria, Squamata, Gekkonidae.